AACCAAAAAAAAAAAAAAAAAAAACAUCCACCACUCUGUUUCCUCCAUGAGUAUUGUCCAACAAAAGCUUCACAUCGUAGUGUUCCCAUGGCUGGCGUACGGCCACAUCCUCCCCUUUCUCGAAGUCUCCAAAUUCUUAGUCCAAAUGGGUCAUCGAGUAUCAUACAUCUCUACCCCCAAAAACAUAAGCCGCCUCCCAAAAUUCCCUUUGGAAUUAUCGCCUAAUUUGAGCUUUGUAGUACUUCCCAUGCCUCAAGUUGAGGGGCUGCCGCCAGGGGUGGAGUCCACCGCCGAUAUUCCGGUUCACAAAGUGCCUUACCUCAAGAAGGCAUAUGACAAUCUGGAAACCCCUUUGGCUGACUUCCUCAAAGCCUCACGGGUAGAUUGGAUUAUCCAUGAUUUCGCGCCACACUGGUUACCGCGAAUUGCUGCUCCGAUGGGGAUAAGCUUGGUUUUUUUCUGCAUUUACAGCGCUUCCACCACCGCUUUUUACGGCCCUCCAGACGAGCUAAUUGGAGGCCACCGGCAGCGCUCAGAGGAGUUCACCGUCACCCCUGAAUGGAUUGAUUAUCCUUCUAAUAUAGCUUUUAAGCUCCAUGAAAUAGUGAAUCUCGAGCAGUGUAUGGACCAAGACGCCAACGAUUUUAUCAGGUGGGGAUCCGUUGUUCAAGGCUGCCAAGUUGUGACUCCGAGGAGUUGCCCUGAGUUUGAACCGGACCCGCUUCGUUUGCUUCCUAGGCUUUUGCAGAAACCAGUUGUUCCGAUUGGGUUGCUGCCGCCGUUAGUGACAUCAGCACCACCUGAAGAAGACGAUGAAGACGACACAUGGAAAUCAUUGAGAAAGUGGCUUGAUGGUAAAAACCCGAAGUCGGUUUUUUACAUCGCACUUGGCACCGAGGUGGCUCUGAGUCCGUCGUUGUCGCACGAGUUGGCAUUGGGGAUACAGAAAUCGGGACUGCCCUUCGUCUGGAUCAUCAAGAAUCGCCCGUUGGUAGAAGGGCAGAUGGAUCAAGACAUCCUCCCGCCGGAGUUCGAAGAGCGGAUCUCCGAUCGGGGCUUUGUGUUGAGGGGGUGGGCACCCCAGGUGAGAAUCCUGGUUCACCCCUCCAUCGGAGGGUUCUUGACUCACUGUGGUUGGAGCUCGACGAUUGAAGCACUGGGACUUGGACUGCCAUUGAUUCUGUUUUCCGGGGCGAGUUCGGACCUCGGGUUGGUUGCGAGGUUGUUACAUGGGAAGAGAGUAGGGAUGGAAAUAGAGAGAAAUGAAGUGGACGGGUCGUUUACGAGUGAGGCGGUGGCGAAGGUGAUUAGAGUGGUGAUGGUGGAGGCGGAUGGCGAGCCCAUCAGGGCCAAUGCUUCUGCUAUGAGAGAGAUCUGCGGCAAUGUUGAAUUGGGAAGAAAGUACCUGACGGAGUUCACUCGGUUCCUUGAGAACUACAAACCAUUGACGCUGUAGAUUUGCCCGGUGUAUAUAAUGCUCCGACUAAGUCGUGAUUCCUGAGUAGUAAUGCUUAAUAGGAUCUCAUGUGACUCAUUUCCUCAUUUGUUUUACGAGUGGGAUUGUGUUUGUACAAUGUCCUCGUUCUCAUGUGUUUUGCAGGUCGAUGAGAGUUCCUAACUGAGAUUUUGCCUCUAAUGUGCUCAUUUUCAUUUUCCCUUCACCCAUGUCGGUAUGUAUGUCAUCCCUAAAACAUGUAUUUGAAUUAAUUUUUUAUUUUUAU
Messenger RNA from Rubroshorea leprosula, 1721 nucleotides. The record is from the annotation of a GenBank genome assembly. Lineage: Eukaryota; Viridiplantae; Streptophyta; Magnoliopsida; Malvales; Dipterocarpaceae.